Messenger RNA from Callorhinus ursinus (northern fur seal), 710 nucleotides. The record is from RefSeq and is a predicted model, not a curated record. NCBI's taxonomy places the organism in Eukaryota, Metazoa, Chordata, Mammalia, Carnivora, Otariidae.
AUGACAGCGGGGAGUGCCCAGCUCAAUCUUAUCGCGCCCACUCUGACUCACAGAAGCCUGCUGCCUCCUGGCCUCGCUCCCCUAGAAGAGCUCCUGAGAUACCCAGGAUUGUUUUCGGAACAGAAAUUCGUGCCAGUGGAAUUGCUGAGUCAAACAGUCUGCAAAAUUCGGUGGAUAAAAAUCGCUUUUAAGCCUCAUAGUCCGCCUCAGGGGCCGGGCGGCAGGGAAGGAAACUUGUGUCGCAGCAAAGAAGGAGGAGGAGGAGGGGCGGGACUCCAGUCGGAUCGCAGCCGGACGAGGCGACAGAGGCUGGGCCCGGGCUCGGCGGGCCCCCCAGCCGCUGUGCGGGGCGCCUCGGAGGCGGUGACCCACCCCGCUCAGGGAGGUCUGGCCGCUAGCCGCGAGCCGCAGCCGGGCGGUUGCCAAGGGCCUACCCCGGCUGCUGGGUUAGUUGCUACGGCCUCCAUCUUGAGGCCGGUGGCCGCGGCGCCCCCGGAAGGGGUUGCCGAACAGGGCAUUCACUUCCGGUCUGGGGCCUGCGGCGGCGGCGGUGGCGGCGGCGGCGGCGGCGGCGGCGGCGGCAGCGGGUCGGUGUAGAAAAUGGCGCUGGUGCAGCGGCUCGGGCCUCUCCCCGCGGCGCUGCGGAGGGUUUGAGGCUCGCGAGCCUCACUCGCCGCGCCCCACUUGCUCGUGCACUUUACACACAUGAG